AUGAAUCAAAAAAAAACUGCUCCUAAGCUGUUUUUGCAGCUAUGGCAGUUUAAACUUAGUCGAGAAGUUCAUUCUCACUCCAAGGUCGAUACGCGCAUGUCGUAUGAUAUCAUUUCCGAAAUCAAAUCGACUCUUAAUGCCAGUGAAUUGGAAAUGUUCCGAAAUCAAAUCGUACAAUUGAACAAAUCUGAAUUAUGGUUUGAAGUCGGCGGGUGUCGGCUGAAAUUUGGCAUUGAAGAAUUUGCGCUGGUGUCUGGUUUAAACUGCCAAGGUGACAGCAGUAAAUAUGGCUAUCCAAAAGUUGCAAAUGGCCUUUAUGACAAGUACUUCAGCGGGCUGCAAUCGGUUUCUAAACAAACCCUUCAGGAUUUGUUUUUAUCUAGGCGUUGGGAUUCGGAGGAGGACGGUUUUAAGCUCGCAUUUAUGCAUUUUUUGCACAAUUUCUUGCUUGCUUCACCAAAGACUGCUCGUAUCCCUUUGAAAGACUUUGAUGUCGUUGAUUCUGCCGAUUUUAAUGACUAUCUGUGGGGUGUUGAUGUAUUCAAGUGCACGUUUGAUUCCCUGGCCACAAAAGCUGUUCUUACUCCAGGAUGUCUUAAGGCUGAAGACAAUGCUUACCACUAUCGCCUAAAUGGUUUUCCAUAUGUAUUGCAAUGCUGGUUCUAUGAGUGCUGCCUGGCAGCCAAAAAAACUUUUGUUCAACUUGUGAACAAAACUGCUAUCCCGCGUAUUUUGAGAUGGCAAGCAUUUUUUCAUCCAAAAUACAUUCCUGUCGACAGAGAACUCUUUGUUGAAUUUGCAUCUGAUCAGGUGUUUUUUCGGUCUAUUGUUCCAACCCCUGCAGAAAAGAAUGCCCUUCCUUUAGGUGACUUUUUCAAAAAGAAUAAGGAUAAGGGUAAGGCAGUGAAUGAUUCUAAUGUUAGCCAAGUAGGUGGGAAUGAAGACGGUUAUUGUCCGGCGUUUGAUAUAUCGAAUGCUUCUGAAUCAAUAACGCAAACUUUGGAUUUAAGUAAAAUGGAAAAGAAGCUUCAAGUUUUGAUGGUUGGUCAGAAGACCAUGCAGGCUGACAUAUUGGAGUUUAAACGUGUUUUCACUUCCAAAUUUUCCGAAGUUUUGACAGUUGUAAAUUCGUUGAAUGCGAUGCUUACUGAUAUUGUUGAUUCAAAAAAGGACAAAGUUGAUGAUUCCAAUGUAGAUGCCUCAUCUUCUCGAGAUGGCAGUGAACAUGAGGAUGAUUCUAAAUCAUCUUCUAUUGAACCUGAAGAGAAAAAUGCUGAUCUUCCCGCGAAGAAAAAUAGUUCUAUAGGAACCGAAGGAGGAGUUGAAGAUUCCGUUGAUGCUCAAAAGGUCACGCAUACUGAUGAAAUCGAUCCUAAGUCUUAUUCUGUAAAAGAAAAUAAAGAGGGGGAGUCUUCUGAUGAAGAAGAAAGUAAUGAAAAAAUAGAAGAGGUAGGGGAGCCUUCUGAUGGAGAAGAAAGUGAUGAAAAAAGUGAAGAUGUAGGUGAGUCUUCUUGUGAGGAAGAUGGUUCUAAAAAAAUGGAAGAUGCAGAUUUGGUUGACGAGAAGGCUGGUGAUUGGACUGACAUUACUGAUAAUGUUCCAAAUGAGAAGAAUAUGGAAGCUGAUGUUGUGAUUGCUUCGACUGCUAAGGUUCCGCGUGAAAGUAAGGCGAUUUCAAUAUCUCCAACAUGCACUUUGACAGAAGAAAUGUGUGAUGAGGCUGAAAAAAAGGCAUAUGAAUCCAUUGCUAAAUUAAAAUCUAAGGAGAUUGACUAUAUAGAAGCAAACUUCAGUACUGUUUCUAUUAACCCUGAUGUUGUGACUCCAGUUCCUUCUAAAAGGAUUGUAAAACCUAGUUUUUUAAUGAAGUCACCAUUUUUGAACGAGUUUGGUUCUUCUUCAGGCUGCAUUAUGCCGAAGCCAAGUAAUGGUAGCGUCUGUCUUUGUCCAUUUGACGGUAAUUGCAUUUUUUUAGUGAUGUCACUAAACAAGAUAUUGUUCGGAAAUGGCUGGCAGAAGGCGAUCCUAAAAGCUCCAGGAAGAAAAUAUACGAUUCAAAGACUGACAUAUUGCGUCCCCGUUUUUGUCUUGGCGUGGCUGACAUUGACUCAAAAACAUGUAGAUAUUUUGCUUUAUUAUCUGAGGAAAAAAAUUAAAAACGGACGUGGUGCAAACAAAAGAUGCACAACUACUGACAAUUUUUUCGAUCGACGUAUUCAAGCCAUAUACGCUUUAUACUUGAAAAAGCAAGAUACGUCACUUGUUUCUUCGAAAAAUACAGCGGCUGAGUACAUUUACGGUGGUCAUAUGCGUUGCAACACCAAGUGGGCUGAUGUUGAUGAUGUUCUUUUCCCGAUCAACUGCGGUAAAGAUUGGCAUUGGAUAUUGGCUCGGCUGAACUUCAAGGAACGAUGCAUAUAUGUCUACAAUUCGUUGAGGUCAGUUCGAAGUGACUCAUCUGCAAUUGAGAUCGUUAACUGCUAUAGUGUGUUGCUUCCGCUCUUCCUUGAAGAUGUCAACUUUUUUGAAUCUCGAGAUGACAUAGAUACUACCAGCGGUCCUUAUGAGGGAAAGAGUAUAACUGACCCAUUCAGAAUCGAGAUUGUGCAGAACUUACCCAUUCAAACUGAUACUGAUUGUGGAGUUCAUAUGUUUGCCGCUGCUGAGUUUUUUGUUGAUGGAAAAGUUAUGCGGCAAGAUUUUAGUGCCGAAGAACACCGUGCUCGUUAUGCUUCGUCAUUGUAUUUUUAUGGUCGUUGGAAGUACGAAUCUUCAGUUCUUAGUGAAAAUGAAGCUCCUUUGAAAAUCAAGAGGGUGACUUCUUAG
Messenger RNA from Mercurialis annua (annual mercury), 2826 nucleotides. RefSeq lists its product as uncharacterized. The record is from RefSeq and is a predicted model, not a curated record. Gene Ontology annotation, biological process: proteolysis. Gene Ontology annotation, molecular function: cysteine-type peptidase activity. Bases 1 to 2826 code for a protein of 941 amino acids. The transcript is spliced from 11 exons. Lineage: Eukaryota; Viridiplantae; Streptophyta; Magnoliopsida; Malpighiales; Euphorbiaceae.